AUGUGUGGAACCCACCGGCGAAUCAAGGUUUACACGGCGUCAUUUGCUUUCUUCGAGGCGCUCUGGGAGGCGGGGGUCAGCCAUGUCUUUGUCAACCUGGGGUCAGACCACCCCUCUAUCCUAGAAGCGAUCGUCAAAGGCCAGAGAGAGAAAAGAGGGGCUUUCCCCACAAUCAUCACCUGUCCCAAUGAGAUGGUCGCUCUGUCCAUGGCCGACGGAUACGCCCGGCUUACCGGUAAGCCCCAGUGUGUCAUCGUGCAUGUCGAUGUCGGCACUCAGGGGUUGGGCGCUGCCGUUCAUAACGCCUCGUGCGGUCGGGCCCCGGUGCUGAUCUUUGCGGGCCUGUCCCCCUUUACCCUUGAGGGGGAGAUGCGGGGUUCCCGUACGGAAUACAUCCAUUGGAUCCAGGAUGUUCCCGACCAGAAGCAAAUCGUCUCUCAGUACUGCCGAUAUUCUGGAGAGUUCAAGACGGGAAGGAAUGUUAAGCAGAUCGUCAACAGAGCUCUGCAGUUUGCAACCAGUCAUCCGCAGGGUCCUGUAUAUCUAGUGGGCGCCAGAGAGGUCCUGGAGGAAGAGAUUCAGCCCUACACUAUCAACCAAAAUACGUGGAGAGCCGUGGAGCCCACAGCAUUGCCUCGGGAUGGCGUCAGGCAAAUCGCGGAGGCCCUGGUGUCUGCCAGACAACCGCUGGUAAUUACAGGCUACAGCGGACGAAAUGCAUCCGCAGUAACAGAGCUCGUCACCCUCGCGGACACGGUCCAUGGCCUCCAGGUCAUUGACUGCGGCGGAAGCGACAUGUGUUUCCCAGCCAACCACCCAGCAUACCUGGGGCUUCGCUAUGGAGUCCAUGACAAAAUCAAAACCGCAGACGUCAUUCUCGUCAUCGAUUGCGAUGUCCCCUGGAUCCCCACCCUUUGCAAGCCCUCUGACUCUGCCAAGAUUUUCCACGUCGAUGUCGAUCCCCUGAAGCAGCAAAUGCCUGUCUUCUACAUCCCAGCCCUGGCCACCUAUCGUGCUGAUUCCUCCACUUCCCUGCACCAGCUCAACCAGUACAUCUCCAGCAACAACUCCCACGCCCAGACCCUUAGAAGCCAAGAAUACACUUCCCGCCGUGCCGCCAUUGAAGACGCCCACAAGGCCCAUCUCCACUCCCUCGCAACCCAAGCCGCCACACCGACCGGCGGGCCAAGCGCCUCCUUAAACGCAGCGUACCUGAUCUCCCAAAUCCGCUCCGCCUGCCCCGCAGACACUAUCUGGUGCAUCGAAGCCGUCACCCUCACCGGCUUCGUCGCAGAGCACAUCCAACCCACCCUUCCAAACUCCUGGAUAAACUGCGGCGGCGGCGGUCUCGGCUGGUCCGGCGGCGCCGCGCUGGGCAUCAAGCUAGCCUCCGACGACCAGCACGGCGGAGCCGGAAAGGGCAAGUUCGUCUGCCAAAUCGUCGGCGACGGCACGUACCUGUUCAGCGUGCCGGGAUCCGUGUACUGGAUUGCGCGCCGCUACAACAUCCCCGUGCUCACCAUUGUGUUGAAUAAUAAGGGCUGGAAUGCGCCGCGGCGGAGCAUGUUGCUUGUGCAUCCGGAUGGGGAUGCGUCGCGGGCGACGAAUGAGGAGCUGAAUAUUUCGUUUGUGCCGACGCCGGAUUAUGCGGGCAUUGCGAAAGGCGGCGGCUGGCGGGGAGUUGUGGGCUGGAUGUGCCGGGUCGGUGGGGGAGUUGGCGGAGUUGUUGCCCAAGGCCGUUGA
This is a messenger RNA of Paracoccidioides lutzii Pb01, 1743 nucleotides long. RefSeq names its product acetolactate synthase. Gene Ontology annotation, cellular component: mitochondrion; acetolactate synthase complex. Gene Ontology annotation, molecular function: magnesium ion binding; acetolactate synthase activity; flavin adenine dinucleotide binding. Gene Ontology annotation, biological process: L-valine biosynthetic process. The transcript is spliced from 4 exons. The record is from RefSeq and is a predicted model, not a curated record. The coding region runs from base 1 to 1743 and encodes 580 amino acids.